GUCAAGGCGCUGGACAACGGGCGGCCGCAGCUUAAAGCGUCCGUGCGCGUGCUGAUACAGGUGAUGGACGCUCCGACCGCGCUCUCGCCGCACGCUCCCGUCGUCGCGGCGACCAACGUCAGCGUCACCGUCAUGGAGAACGAUCGCGUCGGACAGCUCGUCGCCAUCGUAGAGGCGGCAGACGAAGAUUACGACCAGCUGUGGUACUCCAUCACCGGCGGGAACAAGAACGACGUGUUCAGCAUGAACGGAGCGAGUCUGCUGCUGGCGCGGCCGCUAGACUGGGAGACGCAGAGUCGCUACGCUCUCUCCAUCAGCGUCACCGACAACGUGCACACCGUGUCGACGUGGGUGUACGUCGAGGUCGUGGACGUGAACGAGGCGCCCCCUAGCUUCAGCGAGGACACGUACGUGUUCACGACGCACGAGGACGCGCAGGUCGGCGCGAGCGUCGGCACGGUGACGGCGUCCGACAGCGACGACAACCGCCAUCUUUUCUACACGGUUGCCGCGGCGAUGAACGACCUCAGCCUCAGCCUCUUCACGAUCGAUCCCAUCACAGGUGUGAUAACGACGUCCGGCGCGCUCGACCGCGAGGCUAUGUCGCAGCACAUCGUCACGGUGACGGCACGUGACGGGGGCGUGCCGUCACGCGUCACCCGCGCCCGCGUCAUUGUGGACGUCGACGACGACAACGACCACGCGCCGGAGUUCGUCUCGGACAUGUUUGACGGGCGUGUGCUGGAGACGGCGGCGGUGGGCACGGCCGUGGUGCAGGUGGUCGCCGUCGACAGGGACAAGGGCGCCAACGCUGAGCUAGAGUACGCCAUCGUCAAAGGUGAGGGGCGGAGAAAGCACAAGAGCUCCCUCUACUACGUGCUGCAGCACCUCAAGGUCGCGCUGCCCAAUGUCGUCAUCAAGAGGCAUCCAGCAGCGUGUCGACGAGCCGUCUACACUGCGGAAAUUGAAGAAGGCGUUCUACCAGUUACAGCUGUUGGUGGAAGUGACGGUGCUGCCCUGCAAGUCAUUGCCACUCCAGGCGUGCUAAGGGCACGGCGCGGUGGUCGAAACAACACGGUCGAGAUGGAGAAGACGCUAACGCUACUGUCCGGUUCGGACUGUACAGGAAGACUACAGUUGGGCUUUUAUGUGGAGGAAGUGUUAACUGGGGGCACGUACGUGACGGCGGUGGCCGCGCGCUGCCAGUCGUCCGUCGUCUACGAGAUCGUCGCCGGCGACAACGGCGACGAUGCCAACGGUGGCGCCCCCGCGUUCUCCGUCAACCCGAACUCGGGCGUCGUGACGACGCGGCGCGCGCUCGACUACGAGACGCGGCGCGUCUACAACCUGACGGUGCGCGCGACGAGCGUCGUCGGCGCGAGCGGCGCCACCUACGUCGUCCGAGACUCGUACGCGGGACGCGUCUCGGAGAACGCCUCCGUCGGAACCCUCGUCAUGUCCGUCGCCCCCGCCGCCGCCGCCGCCGCCGCCGCCGACGACGGAGGCGGAGCGGGAGGCCCCCUGGUGGUGCGUGCGACGGACGCUGACGCGAAUCUCAACGGGGUUCUGACGUACGAGAUCGUCGAGGCGGACGCGCGGCGGAGCUUCGCCGUCGACGCGGCGACGGGAGCCGUGAGGACGGCGGCCCCGCUCGACCGCGAGCGCGAGGCGGAGGCUGCGUUCACGGUGCGCGCGCGCGACGCGGGGUCGCCGCGGCGACGCACCGUCGUCGACGCGCGCGUUCACAUCGCCGUCGACGACGUCAACGACAACGCGCCGAUUUUCGCCGCGGCGCAGUACGAAGCGGAGGUGCUGCUGCCGACGUACCGCGGCGUCGUCGUGGCGACGGUCGCCGCGGGCGACGCGGACGGCGACACGGUCGAAUACGGGAUCGUCGGGGACGACGAUACCGCGUUCGCGAUGGACGCGGCGAGCGGCGCCCUCUCUGUGCGGGAUCCGGCGGCGCUGCUGGAGGAGCAGGAGUCAUCGCCCUGUUGUUCGUUGUUCAGGGAGGAACGCGACAGCUACGACGUCGUCGUGGAGUGCCACGCUGCCGGCUCGCCGCCGCAGCAGACGCGCGCCGUCGUGCGAGUCACCGUAACCGACGACAACGACAAUGCUCCGAUGUUCGUCAACCAGCCAUAUCACACGAUGGUGUCCGUCGACGUCGAGCCCGGGUCCGUCGUCGCAAAGGUGGAGGCUAUCGAUCGUGACCUCGGACGGAACGGCAGCGUGACCUACGACCUUGUUGCCAGGGGCAACGUUUCAGCCUUCCUGCUGAACGUGACGACGGGUGUGCUGACCGUUGCGCGACCCCUGACCGACGCCGCCGACGCCGUGCGACACAACCUCACCGUCGUCGCCGCCGACGACGGCGAGCCGAGGCAGACGACGAACGUGUCGGUGAUCGUGGAGGUGGUGGCGCGCGCCGUUCCCAUGUUCGAGAGCCUUCACUACGAGGUCACCAUCCCGGAAAACAUCGAGAUAUACACCCCCAUCAUCAGUCGUGGCAGGCGCAAUAUACACCCCAUCAUCAUGUCUGGGCAGCAGCACCCGAGCGAUAGCAAGCUGAUGUACUCCAUCUCGACGGCGGACAUCUACAACGAGUUUGCCGUCGACUUCAACAUCGGUGUCGUCACGGUGAUCGACGCGCUCGACUACGAGACGACGCCGCGCUACCAGCUCACGGUGCGCACCACCGACACGAUGACGGGAGCGUUCGCCGAGACGACGGUCGCCAUAGCCCUCGGCGACGUCAACGACAACGCGCCGGCGUUCCGCCGCACCAACUACGUGUUCGCGGCGUCCGAGGCGGCGCCCGUCGGCUCGUCGGUCGCCGCGGUGACGGCGAGCGACGCUGACGCGGGAGCGAAUCGGCUCGUGCACUAUCGUCUGCAGGCGCACCCGGACGAUCCCGUCGCCACGGACGUGUUCCGCGUCGACGCCUCGACGGGCACCAUCUACACGAAGCAGAACCUGGACUACGAGCGACAGACGCUGCACCGCCUCCUGGUGGUGGCCGUAGACUCGGGCAGCCCCCCGCUGAGCUGCGAGGCGACCGUGUGGGUGAAGGUGGUCGACGUCAACGACAACCCGCCCGCAUUCAGCCAGCUCGCUUACAACUGCACGAUGGACGAGGAAGCUGAGAGCGGACAGUUUGUUACCAUGGUGACGGCGUACGACCCGGACACGACGGACUGGGGGAAGCUGCUCUACUCCAUCACGGGGAGGAACGAGAAUCAGCUGUUUGCUAUCGAAGAGAAGACUGGGAACGGACCGGAGUCUACAUCGCCUUCACUGUCGUCAACAUUCCGUAGUGCGCGGACGCGAAACAGACACGGCCUCCCGUCUUCCAAACAAGCCAAGUAUGAGAUCAGCUUCAAGGAGAAUCAGCCGAUGGGCGCGGCCGUCGUCACGGUAACCGCAAAGGAUGAGGAUCGCGAUUCCUACGGCAACGUCAGCUACACGCUCGUCGGCGACCACCAGAGGGAGCUGUUCUCCAUCGACGCGGCAACGGGAGAGAUCACGGCCAACGUGGUGAUGGACAGAGAGGAGAGGACGGAUUACGAACUGCACGUGAUGGCAGAGGAUGGUGGCGGACGCACAGGGUUUACUACGGUGAGCGUGUACGUGACAGACGAGCAGGACUCCGCCCCAGUGUUCCUCGCGUCGCAGUACCGAGCCAGCGUGCACACCAACGUCACCGUGGGCACCGGCAUACUCAAGAACGAGGUGCACCAGUUCUUCGUGCGGGCGUCGGACGGCGGCAUGGACGCGGACGUGCCCGUCGAGGUGAUGGUGAUGGGUGAGGACGACGUCGCUCCCAGCAUCCUGCAUCCCACGAAGCCGUACUUCAUCAAGGAGGACGAGCCCGUCGGCACGGCGAUCGCGACGAUACCCGCCAGGGGGAGCUCGAGGCUCUCCUACAGCAUCGUGCCGGGGACGCUGCCGCACACGAACAGCCCGGCGACCUUCUCGGUGGACGAGCAAGGUCGGGUCAUGGUCAUUCGCGACCUGGACAGGGAGGAGACGGACCACUACACACUGACCAUCAUGACGGAGACUCUGUCCAGCCCGCCGCUGGUAGACCUCACCGAGGUUCACAUAAAGGUGAUGGACGUGAACGACAACCCGCCCGCGUUUGAGGAGAACCCUUACCGCGUGAGGCUGGCCGAGAGUUCUCCCGUCGGCACCCAGGUGGCGCGAGUCUACGCCAGCGACCCCGACCUUGGCCCCAACGGAGAGGUCAGCUAUCAUCUGGAGAACAAGGACAAGAAGGUCGCGAAGACGUUUGCCGUCGACGCUAAGACGGGCUGGGUGAGCCUGCGCGCGCGCGUGGACAAGGAGGCAAGCGCCACGCACACGCUCGUCGUGAGGGCCAGCGACGCCGGCAUCCCCACGCCGCUCUCGCAGACGACACGCGUCAUCGUGCAGAGCGGGGUCGCCGUGCGUCUCGCGCGCACCUCCCCCGCCGCGUUCCUCGAGCGCCACCGCGACGCGUUCGUGCGCGCUCUCAAGGCGGCGCUGAGCGUGCGCGCGCGCGACAUCGUCAUCAUCGGCAUCCAGCCGGCGCCACGCGACGACGACAACGACGACCUUCGACCACGUCGCGACCUUGACGAGCCCAACAACGACCUUCGAUCCCGUCGCGACCUUGAUGACGACGACGCCGACCUUGACGUGCUGUUCGCCGUGGCACUGGCACGCGGCGAGAACUCCUACCACAAGCGCGACCCGUGCGUGCGCGGCGUCUGCCGCGAGAAGCUCGUCAUGGACGACCGCGACGUCGUGAGCGUCGUCACGGCAACGCAGAGCUUCGUCUCGCCCGUGCAUCGCCGCCGCCACGACUGCUACUGCACCGAGGGAUUCGGAGGUGAGAGAUGCGACGUGGAGAUCAACAUCUGUUCGCGUCAGCCCUGUCCCAGCUUUAAGAUGUGCGUGCCGGACCUGUCACCCGCCGGCUACAUGUGCGUGUGCGCCGACGGCAAGACGGGACCGACUUGCAACGACGACGUCGAUCGCAAUUGCGUCGAUAUCGACUGCAUAGAUAAGCGAAAACCGCUCAACUUUAACGGCACCAGCUACGUGCGAUACACACUAGUCAACCUCAUCGAUCGCCAGCUCAGCCUCUCUCUCAGCAUCCGCACGGCAGCCGAGCGCGGCGUGCUCAUGUACGCGCGACCGGACAGCGUCGACUACAGCAUCCUCGAGGUGGUGAACGGCCUCGUUCAGUACCGCUUCGACUGCGGCAGCGGCGAGGGUCUAGUGCGCGUCAACCACGUCUACGUGAACGACGGACGCUGGCACGAGCUCUCCGUGAAGCGCAACCAGAAGGAAGCCGAGGUGAACGUCGACGGGAAGUUCUCGGCGUUCGGCGCGGUUCCCGGAACGAACGACGUUCUCAACCUGAACAGCCACGACGUGUACUUUGGCGCGGCGGUGAAGGAGGAACGCCGCGGCGGCGGCGGCGGAGGAGGAGGCGGGGGAGGGGCGAUGUCGAACGGGUUUAAAGGAUGCAUGGACAACAUACAUGUGGAUGGGAUGAACUUGCCGCGAGCGGGAGCCAACAGCGUGGCCGAGCUGAGGAGGUUGGUGAACAUCUCGUUCGAGUGCCAGCGCAACCUGGUGCCGGGUUACUGCGGGGCGCAGCGAUGCAUGAACGGCGGUAGCUGCCUGGAGAUGAGCCACGGACUGUUCAUGUGCGAGUGCGUGACGCCGCGCUAUAGAGGGCGCUACUGCGAGCGCGACACGGACCCGUGCGCGUCGUCGCCCUGCCUGCACGGCGGCAGCUGCCACAACGCAGGCGUGCUCGGUCCCAAGUGCGUCUGCCGCGGUUUCGAGGGCCUGCUCUGUGAGUCGGACAUCAACGAAUGCCACGACGCGCCCUGUCUCAACGGUGGCACGUGUACAAACACACACGGCUUCUUCAGGUGUGAGUGUCCGCAGCACACGAGCGGGGAGACAUGCGGGGAGAUCGUACACGUGCCCAACAUCACUGCUGCCCGCAGCAACAUCUGGACAGCCAUAGGUGUUGGCGGCCUCGUCCUCAUCACGAUCCUCCUCGCCGUCAUGUUCAUCGUCUGCCGCAAGUGUCGCCGUCGACGACGCGCCAAGCAUUGCCAUAGCAACGUGAUCACGACGUCCGUGCAUCGCGACGGGGCCAACGAGCUCAUCCUCAACAGCCACAGCGUCGAGUACAAGCGCAUCAACAAGCUGCAGAACAGCGACGCGGCGGCGGCGCAGCAGCAGCACGCGCUGCUGCUGCCCCCUAGUGUGCCGCCGCGUCCGACCUCGUACACGCCGAGCACGCACGACUCCGUGCGCACCCUCAACAACUUCGACAGCCUACGCAACUACGGCUCGGCGGCCGACGAGUUGGACGGGACGCACAAGUACCCGGGAGGAGGAGGAGGAGAGGAGGAGGAGGGGAAAUCCAAACAAGACAAGACAUAUCGCAUCGCCCUUCUGGUCUACCAUAGGGACAACGAUGGCAACGCACACAAUCCCAAGUGGGACUACCCCAACAUUCCCGUAGAGCCGAGGUACUGGGACGCGGGCAAGCCACACAACGCCGAGGUGAAGCAGCCGGAACCGCACGUCGACACGCCACCUGUUGGCAAGACAAGAGCGCAUCCGACCAGUGCAGCGUCGAAUCUGUCGUCUCUAAGCAGCUUGCCGGCUGUGUCAGAGGAGGACUUACCGGGCUACCACUGGGAUUGUUCCGACUGGGCGCCUAGCAACAACCUUCCAAACAUCCGCGAGAUCUCGAUGCAGGAGCUUCCGGACUCGCGCUCCGCGAGCGUGCACAGCAGCGAGUCGAACACGCACGCAGGGGGCGCCACCGACGAGAAGGACGCCACCGAGACGACGCCCUUCCUGAGCAAGGACAACGACGAGUUCGACUAUCCGGAGACGGGCGAGGUCGAAUCGGAAUACGUCGGCGACUCCGAAUUCGCCGACAACGAGUUUGACCUCGAUGACGACCUUGACCUGCCGCUCGACUUCUCGCACCGUCCGAACAUCAACGCGAUGAUCGACUCGCUCAACUUCGCCGACGACGACGACGACGACCCCCAGGGGGCGCCGCCGUCUCCUCAACCGCCGCCGGAGCACAACUACGAGAUGCACCCGAACGAGUACCUCCCGGCGUGGCCGUCGGAGCCGGCCGACCUCGCCGCGGCGCCCCCUGGCGACGACCCCGCGGGGGAGGCGGCGAGGAGAAACAAUCGUCUGAGCGAGUACACGAACGAGAGCGAGUGCGGCGAGGGGGCGGCGUCCGUGUCGGCCGUGUCGGCGCUGGACGACGUCUCGCUGUCGAUGGGCGGACUCACGUCGACGAACGCGUCCUGCUCGGACAUCUCGGGGCUGUGCGAGAUCGACGACGACGACGACGACUUUGAGGAUGAGGACGAGGACGAGGAUGCUGACGAGGCGGACGCCCAGCUGCGAGCGCUCGCCGAGAGAAUCAAGGGCGGUGGCGGCGGCGGAGGCAUCGUCGUGCAGCAGACGCAGGUGUGACCUCGCCGCUACCUUGCCGUGACCCUGCCGCGACCACGCUGCGACCCCGCGGUGACUUCGCCGCGACCCUGUUGUGACCCCGUCAUGACCUCACUGCGACCCUGUUGCGACCUCGCCGUGACCCCACGGUGACCUUGCGCUGCUGUUGCGGUGGUGACGGGUUGAUGGGAGACGGGGACCAGCGUGCGGGCGAGGCGUGCGCCGCCCGCUGCCGUCUGCCAUGUAAACGGGCGUGACGACAUAAACUGUGGCCUUGACGACGUGGCGGUGACGACAAGAGACAACAAAGCGGAGACAAGUGACAAUCGCGACUGUGACAAUGUCGCUGUGGGACACGCACACACACAGUGAGUGAAGUCACACAGACGUGACAAAUAUACCAGACAGAAACCGACGAUCGAAAUUCCAAUCGAUAGCGUUUCGGCAAAAGUCGUCUUGCCACGAGUGAUAAUCAAUUUGUAAAUGUGAAGAGCGAAUCGAUUCACUUUUCAUCCACUCGACGUAGUUUCUUGUUUUAGCGAAAUUUUCCGGUCCGUUCUGUUCUCUGCUGCAUGCCACGGACUUAGUUCUCACGUAUUUAGUGUUAUACCUAGUGUCUAGUGUGCAUGAUUGCGGGAUUUCAACAGCGACGCAUGUAGCAUACCGCAGUAAGUUACCAGGGGAGACACUACCAGUGGAAGGAUAUUGCUCAAGUGGAGCUACUGUGACUUGGAAGGGGCUGCUGGGGAGGGGCUAAGAUAGGAGGACCAAAGGACCAAAAGUACAGUGUAUUUAAAAUUUAUCCCCGUUGCGCGAGCGCGCGUGCGAUUUUUUUUAAAGGCUUGUGUUUUAAUUAACGUUGUGUUUUUUAACGCGUUCGACGGCUAGUGCGGUAUAUAGAUGGCGCUGCGUGCGCGGACAUACGGUUGUGAGCAUUUAAUGUGGCGCGUGUGUCUCUCCCUCUGUAGGGUCCCUAUAUAUAAACCCUAUUUAUAUAUAGGGACCCUAUCUCCCUGUAAUGUAGGUUCGCUAUAGUUGGCGACCCGUGCGAUUUUACUGACGGGAGGCAUUUUAAAUGCGUCUCCACAUUUUACCUCUUAUAGGAGAGUGAUAGUGAGAAUGACAGAAGGGCAGAGAGAGAGAGAGAGAGAUAUAGAGAGAGCGAGAGAGAGAGAGAGAGAAUGGGGUAUAGGGAGGGGGAGAGGGGGUGCGUGCGUGCGUGCGUGCAGGUGUGUAUAUGUUGUAUUAAAAAUCAUCCUCGAAGAGAAAUAAGUCGACGGUUGUGUGUGCACGUACGCGUACGUGUCCGUGCGUGCGUGCGUGUAUACGCCUGUGUGUGUGCGUGCGUGGGUACGUGUAUCACGGUGUAUGUGUCAGCUACGGAAGGUUCAGCGUUGCUUCCAACCGUAAAAUCAGAUUGUACAGAUCGUGUAAAUAAGCGGCGGACGGCGUCUGUGCCUCGCGUCGCCAUGGAAACCGAAAGCACGUGCAGCGUGGUUGUGUGUGUAUGUGUGAUUUACCUGCCAUCAGACCGCAUGUCUGAGCGUGACAAAUGUUCAGCUUGCGUAUUUUUUAUGAUGGAUCGGGGUGACUUCAUGCGUGAUGAGACGGCGACGUGGCAACGACGCUGCCGACUGCAGUGGCAUUUAUUUACUAAAAGAAAUUACCGUUCGCCGUACGUGUGAAAGAAAACGUGGCGACAAUUUGAGUCGAAUUCGUGUUGCGAAGCUACAAUUUCGUUGUUGUUGUUGUGUUUUUUUUCGGCGCCAAUUUUCGCGGAACAGAUCUUGCAACGGCGGCAUGCGUUGCCAUGGCGAGCGUUGCCAUGGUGCGCGUUACGAGACGCAUUUAGUUACGUUUGACGUUCGCCACGAUCAUUUCACGGCUGCAUGCAUGCUGAAAUCAGGUGUCGAGUACGUGUGGCCUGAACGUUACCUGCAGCUACGCGCAGCUACUAGUUAAUUGCUACCGACUGACUGUGUUCGCGUUUGUGUUUGUUCUCUGUGAGAUGUGUGAGGGAACCCGAAUGAUUCAGGGUAGCUAUAGCUAUAUAUAGUUCUCUUCAACGUGAUUAUUUAUUUUGUAAAUAAUGAAUUGCCGAUGUUGAUUGCGAGUGUAGAGAGGGGGGAGAGAAGAGAUAGGGAGGCUUUGAGCUUUAAUUCUCUCUCUUUCUCUCUUUCUCGUGUUUACUGUUUAUGAUGGAUUCUGAUGAGAGAUCGGUUAUGUAACAGACUACUUAAACGUAUAUAGCCUAUUCUCGCAGUUUCUCUUGUGACGUUUUUAUAGUCAAUAAAAUUUCUACUUGAUAUUAACGAUAA
This is a messenger RNA of Priapulus caudatus, 9815 nucleotides long. RefSeq names its product protocadherin Fat 1-like. Gene Ontology annotation, molecular function: calcium ion binding. The record is from RefSeq and is a predicted model, not a curated record. Gene Ontology annotation, biological process: homophilic cell-cell adhesion. Gene Ontology annotation, cellular component: plasma membrane. Lineage: Eukaryota; Metazoa; Priapulida; Priapulimorpha; Priapulimorphida; Priapulidae.